UCAAAAUAAUGGUGUAAAUAUGGGUGGAAAUAGUGGUGCUGGUGGAUUAAUGUCAAAUUCGGGUAUGGAUGCGAUGGCAAUGCGUUCAUCGUUUGAUGCGGCUGCAGCAGCAGCUGCAUGUCAACGUUCAGCUGUAACUGAUGCAUGGUCGGCUGCAUGUUGCAAUGCAAAUGCAAUGAAUUCGGUUGGUGGUAUUGGUCCUGGACCGAAUACAUUUUAUCCAUGGAUGGCUAUUGCAGGAUUAGCCGGUGCUACAGGGUUAAGGCGACGUGGCCGACAAACAUAUACCCGAUAUCAAACACUGGAAUUGGAAAAAGAAUUUCAUACAAAUCAUUAUUUAACACGUAGACGACGUAUUGAAAUGGCACAUGCAUUAUGUCUGACUGAACGACAGAUAAAAAUUUGGUUCCAAAAUCGUCGUAUGAAAUUGAAAAAAGAAUUACAAGCAAUUAAAGAACUGAAUGAACAAGAAAGACAAGCACAAGCAGCUAAAAUGCAACAAGAAAAUAAUGAUAAACGUUGAUUGAUUGAUGAUCGAUGGAUGAUGAUUAAACAGAAAAACCAACAAUUGAAAUGUAUCAAAAUGCAAAUUCAGGAUACAAAAAC
Molecule: messenger RNA, 606 nt
Organism: Dermatophagoides pteronyssinus (European house dust mite)
Lineage: Eukaryota; Metazoa; Arthropoda; Arachnida; Sarcoptiformes; Pyroglyphidae
Biological process (GO): anterior/posterior pattern specification; negative regulation of transcription by RNA polymerase II
Cellular component (GO): nucleus
Molecular function (GO): DNA-binding transcription factor activity, RNA polymerase II-specific; RNA polymerase II cis-regulatory region sequence-specific DNA binding
Source: RefSeq, a predicted model, not a curated record